UCAACAUUGAGUAAGCUUAUUUUAGCGCAAUAUUAUUAAAUCUAGUUUAUGAAACAAGUAAUACUUUAUGGUGCUAUUACCAUCAAAAACCUAUAAAAUUAAUACCCGAAAAAGAUUAGGCUCUUAAAAGUAAAACUGUGCUUUCACCUUACUUUUCUUUACUCGCAUAAUGCGAGUAACAACCAACCUCCUACGGCAGAUGACACGCUUAUGACGUUAUGCGUGUUAACUUUGUUUUUGCGAGUAAAUAUGCGAGUGCUUACGCGCAUAAAAGUGACCAUGCAAAAAGGGUAAUAGUGGACUUGUCUUUCUCUGAUUAAAGGGGCCUUCAUAAAUGAGGUGAUGAUGUUUUAGCCACUAAUUAUUUUAAUUGUGUUUCUGCAAUAACCUGUUAGUUAUUCGCACUUACAAUUCUUCAACAUGCGUUUUUGGUGAUUUUAACAUUGAACUGUUUGAUAGUGUGUUGUUUAUGUUAAGUGUUAAAUAUGUUUAAUAUCAAACUUUUCUCUUGUGCAAUUGCUGAAUUAACAUUUGUAUUUUAAAUACAACUUCAACAUAUUGUGUUUAAUAAUCACAGAAUAUUUCUUGUUAUAAACAGUUCAUGGUGUUUUUGUAAUUUUAAGUUUCAAACAUGCGUUUAAUCAAUGUGUUUUAACUUGUUCCUUAUCGCAUAUUUUAGCAAAAAAUGAAUGUUGGUUUUAUAACUAUUAACUAAAUUGCUUUUAGUUUUAAAAUUUAAUUCCUAUGUUUCAACAAUCAUGCGCCAAAGGUACAUAAGUUUCAGUUUAAUAAAUGAAUAGAUUUUGUAAUUUAAAUGUUUCAUAGUUGGUGUAUUUAACUCCAUACAUACUAUAUUCAGUUACAGGCAUGGACAUCUCAUUUAAUCCACAUGAUGAAAAUGUUUUUGCAUUUUUAAAUAAUUCUGUCUACUUUUACCAAGUUGAUGAUAAUGAAGAUUUAAAGAAGAACAAAGAUUUUCACCCCAAGAUUGUUUCUUCCGAGGAUCUAGAUGUCAAGUGUUUUGCAUGGAACCCUUCAACAGACUACAAGAACCUGAUCGCUCUUGGCCAGCUUAAUGGGAAAGCUGCAUUAAAAUACCUUGGUAGCAAUGACAAGUCUACGGUAUUUUGUCCAAAACAUUCACGAUCCUGUAAUGUGCUUGCAUGGUCGCGCGUAAAUCCAACUAGGCUUGCUAUGGGUCUUGAUAAACACAGGAACGCCUCUUCACUGUUAAUAUGGGAUCUUAACAUCAAGAACACGGAACAUCAAUCAACAAAAACAACUCCAAAUAUAGAAAGCAGAAGCACCCAUGCUUUGAAACCAUUCUUGGAAAUCGCUCAAAGCGACGCAGUUAACUCGCUCGUGUGGAUCAACAAAGUUUCAGCCAACUCACUUAUUGCUGGGCAUGGAAUGAAAUAUCUGAAAGUUUACGACAUUCGUACACAACCAAACCAACCAGCAUCAUCCCCUGUUAACCAUAAGGCGACCAUGGGUCUUUGUGUAAACCCACUCCAAGAAAUUCGUGUUGCUUCUUUUAACGAGAACACUGUUGCAUUGUGGGAUUUGCGGAGCUUUUCGAAACCAAUUUCCACGUUCAAUGUUGAACACAAUAUAUCAAAGAUUGAAUGGAGUCCGACACGAAAUGGGUUUCUUGCCGUUCUUCAAAAUGGAAUUAAUGAAACACGGAAUGAAUUGGUCAAUAUUUACGACAUUAAUUUGUCUCUUCCCGAACAAGAACGUUCGCCCCCAUUUGUGUGCGCGAGGUCUAAACUGCAACUUGGUGAUUUUGUAUCUGGGUUUACAUGGAGUCCACAAGACAAACAUCUCCUUACUGUCAGUAAUUCACUUACGUUUACGUACCCUGAAGUUCAUGAGAAAAUAUCAUUAUCGUGGAGAACAAGACACGACAUGAAUGUGGCAUCUGGAAACACUGUUAAUAGUUUCUCACUAAUUCCUGAAGAAAAUAAUAAUGAAUUUGUUGACGUCACUUCACUUAUUGAGAAAAGAGCAAAGAACCGAUAUGGUUUAAACACAGAAAACCCGUCAAAAAAUUUCGACCUCAGUUUUGAACCUGAAAAUAUGAAUCUACGUUCGCUUUGGAAUUGGAUUGGGCUCGUCAAGCAGAUGGCAACCACCCCGGUCCAUAAUGUUACAACCCCCACUUCACCUGUGUCAUGGGAAAGCAAGCAAAAGCCGAGGCAACUACGAAUUUCCUCGUCGAAAACUGUUCCAGCAGUUUGCUUUGCUGGGGUAUAUUCUCUGUUAAAAGGGGAGACACACAACAGUAAUACUGAAACUGUGACUUGGGUUGGGUUACCAACAUCUAAAACAACAGUUUACACAAGCACGCAUAGAAAUCGAAUCCUCGCGAUGUGCGAUUGGGACGUGUUCUCUUCAGCGUCCCCUAGUGACGAAACACGUUUCACGAAAACAAGCUUCCUUGAAAAACUUGUUCGUCGAGUCUCAAAGACAACUUGUGUAGAAAGAGCUUGUACGAUAGCUUUAUGGCAUGGCAACAUGAAGUUAGCUGUGGAAGUGUUGAACAAAGCUAGUAAGACACAAGGUGAGAAUAGCAACCAGCUCUCCAUGGUGAGCAUGGCGUUAAGUGGAUACACGGGUGUCAACAGCCCCUCCUUGUGGCUCGAUACAUGCCAGAACCUCAUGGAGUCGCUAGAGAGCCCGUAUCUACAAGCCAUGUUUAGUUUCUUGUUCGCCAACGCGCAGGAGGCAAACCACAGCGUCGGGCAAGCAGGGAAAUAUGAACAAAUAUUGAACAAUAAGGAACUUUUGCUCCAAGACCUGGUUGCGUUCGCUUGCAUUUACCUUCCCGAUAAUUUACUUUCAAUUUACAUCAAAGAACUCGUUGCAAGUUGCGUUGAAAACGGAGCACUAGAUGGUGUUCUUGUCACCGGGCUCUCUACUGCUGCCGGUGUUAAUUUGCUCGCAAAGUAUUAUGAAAUGACAUCUGAUAUACAAACCAUCCUCACAGCAGUAAUACACACAGGAGAUAAAGCAUUUCUUUUACAGCCCAGGAUCUUACAUUGGAAAGAAAGUUAUACAGACCUUCUAAAUAAAUGGGAACUUUAUUUCGAGCGAAUUGAUUUUGAUAAAAUGUGGAAUAAAUCAACAGAAGCUACAACAGACGCCCAAACAUAUGUAGUUUGUAAUUACUGUGGGAAAAAUAUCUCCAAUUCAAAACUAAUUGCAGCGCGUGGUACACGGUAUUUAGGUGGAGGAAUGGCCAUGCAAUGCUCAACCACGAGUUGUCCAUCAUGUCGGAAACCUCUUCCACGAUGUUCAGUUUGUUCAACUCAUCUUGGUGCAAGACCUGAGGAGACGGAAUUCGUGAACUGGUUGUCUUGGUGCAUGAGUUGCAACCAUGGGGGACAUGCCGGACAUUUAAUGGAUUGGUUUCGAAACCACAAACUGUGUCCAGUGUCAGACUGCAGCUGUGUUUGUUAUGAAACACCCGGUAUCAAAGUAAAAUAAUUCAACCUCUAUUAGCAUGAAGCCACCAAUUCUUUUCUGUGUUUUUAAAUACAAAUCUUCGUCACUGGUGUGUCA
This is a messenger RNA of Ciona intestinalis (vase tunicate), 3564 nucleotides long. The record is from RefSeq and is a predicted model, not a curated record. NCBI's taxonomy places the organism in Eukaryota, Metazoa, Chordata, Ascidiacea, Phlebobranchia, Cionidae.